Babesia ovata is the source of this 1428-nucleotide messenger RNA. RefSeq names its product Extracellular matrix-binding ebh, putative. The coding region runs from base 1 to 1428 and encodes 475 amino acids. The record is from RefSeq and is a predicted model, not a curated record. Lineage: Eukaryota; Apicomplexa; Aconoidasida; Piroplasmida; Babesiidae. The transcript has a single exon.
AUGAAAACGUUCAAAGAAACUCACGAUAAGAUUACGGCGAACCUUGAAAAGAACCUUCAUACGGAAGUUCGGAAGCACAUUGGGGAGGAUGAUAAGACAGGUGGUGGUACAGGUGGUACGAUAUCUGACCUUGCUGGGGGAAGCUUUGACCAAUAUAAAACUCACGUUGACCAACCAAUCGUUAAGAGCUUUGACGAUAGUAAACCAGAUGACCUAAAUGGCAAACUCCCACUGGCGAUCAAGGCGGCUAAAAAUGAGGGACUGCAAGCGCUUGGAAUCAUCGGUCCACAGGCCAGUGGAGCUGAUAAAAUAGAUGCAGACACUUUCAAAACGCCGUUCCAAGAAAUCGAAAAGGAGCUUAAGAAAAUCGCCGAUCUCAUUACUGACGAAGGGUUUUCCGUCACUGGGGAACCAUUCCUAGCCAGAAGGGGCGUAAAAAAGCUGUUGGAAAAUCUGAGAAAUGGACUUACUAAAGAGGUUCCGGGUGUCUUAACUAAUGGUUUAGACGCAAUCAGAGAGGCGAUUCAAAAGUUGAAAACAGAGACGUAUGAUAACAAAACUCAGAGCAUCGGAACAGCCAUCGCCCUUAUUAAGGCGGAGCUUGAAGUGCUUAGGAAGAAGUUGAAAGAUAAAGGACAAAAGAAUGAUGUAUUCAACGCUUUGCAAGAUUUAAAUAAAGCAGGUCUUGGUAAGAGUGCUUGGAAUGGUAAAAAACUCAGUGGUAUUGGGAAAAUCGAAGAGGACCUUGGCACUGAAAUUGUAAAGUUGCCGCAGGAAACAAAAAAAAUCACCGAGGCCGUAAACGCAAUAGGCGCUGAGAUUAUAAGGAUAGGAUUUCGGUUUAAUUCAUUUGUAACCUAUGAUGACGUUGUGGAUCAGAUGACAAGGUUAGCAAAGCAUCUUGGUACAUAUAAGGGUAAAUAUGGAAGAAAUUACACUGUCAACCUUAAUAGCAUUUACAAGGCAAUUCAACAGCUGCAAAAAGGCCCGUUUAUUACGAAUCCCGACGCAAUCGGUAAAGCCAACAACCUUAUCAAACAAGAACUCACUACCCUUCAAGGUGUGUUGCAAGGCAGUCCAGGCGACGAUGUCAUUGAGACGCUGGAAGAUUUGAAGGGCGAUGGACUAACUGAGAAAGAUUGGAAACCAAAUAACAGUAAAAAUGAAAAAGGCCUCGGAAAAAUUACUAGUGACCUUAACACUCAACAAAUUACGUUGAAUGACCAACCGAACAACAUUGAUCAAGGCGUCAACCAAAUCACCGACGAGCUUACAAGACUCCAAGGUGAGUUGGAACGUGAAGUCACCGAUAAGUUGACGGAACUGAAAAGCAAGGGGCUAACUGAUAAGAAUUGGAAAAAUGAAUCCAAAAGGGCUAGAAAUACCAAUGACAAACUUCCUCCUCCUCAUCAUCCUUCACUCCACUAA